AUGUCCGAUGGAGUAGAUACACAUAUACUAAGAUACUAUGAGAUCCAGAAACGUCUUGGAAAAGGAGCUUAUGGUAUCGUAUGGAAAGCUACUGAUAAGCGAAGUAAAGAAGUAGUUGCUUUAAAAAAAAUAUUCGAUGCAUUUCGAAAUCAAACUGAUGCCCAAAGAACAUAUCGUGAAAUAGUUUUCUUACGUGAAUUUGGUGAACAUCCAAAUGUUAUACGAUUACACAAUGUUUUACGAGCAGAUAAUGAUCGAGAUAUUUAUCUUGUUUUUGAAUUUAUGGAGGCUGAUCUUCAUAAUGUUAUACGAAAAGGAAAUAUUCUUAAAGAGACACAUAAACGUUAUGUUAUGUAUCAAUUAUUAAAAGCAAUGAAAUAUCUUCAUUCAGCCAAUGUUAUCCAUCGUGAUAUGAAACCAUCAAAUGUUUUAAUCAAUCAACAAUGUCGAGUUAAAAUUUGUGAUUUUGGUCUAGCAAGAUCAUUAAAUCAUGUCUAUGAAGAUCCACAACAUCCUGCAUUGACGGAAUAUGUUGCAACAAGAUGGUAUCGUGCACCUGAAAUUCUUCUUGCUUCAUCAAAAUAUACAAAAGGAGUUGAUAUGUGGUCGCUUGGUUGUAUUCUUGGUGAAAUGUUACUUGGAAAACCAUUAUUUCAAGGAACAUCAACAUUUAAUCAAUUAGAACGCAUUCUUCAAAAUAUUCCAAAACCGACUCAAUCGGAUAUAGAAAGUAUUUCGUCACAAUAUGGACCAAGUGUACUAGAGCGUGCAUCAUCUGGACCAAAGAAAUCAUUUGAUAAUUUAAUACCAGAUGCUUCCAAUGAAUCACUUGAUUUACUUCGUCGUCUUCUUCAAUUUAAUCCAGAUAAAAGAAUUACAUCAGAAGAAGGACUUCGCCAUAGUUUUGUUGCUUCAUUUCAAAAUCCAAAAGAAGAAAUUGUUAAAGGUUAUGAUGUCGUUCCACAAUUAAGUGAUGAUAUACAAUUAACUGUUGAUGAAUAUCGAAAAAAAUUAUAUGAACUAAUUCAAUUACGUAAAGUAUCAGCUAAAAUACCAACAAAUACAUCUUCAAAUUCGAAUAACACUACGGAUGUUCAACCAUCAAAACCACGUGAGAAUUCAGUCGAUCAACAACAACAGCAACAACGUUAUGGUGCCAGUGCAUAUAUAGAUCAAUCAGAAUAUGAUUCUUAUAAACAACCAACAAUUAUAACAAAACAAGAUGAAGCUACUCGAGGAGCUUAUUCAAAUUAUACACAAAAAAAUACAAAUGAUUAUGAUAAAACUCGACAAGUUUAUAAUCAAGAUAAGAUUGAUGAUGAUUAUUCAAAUGAACAACAACAGCAACAACAACAAUAUACAAAACCUUCAUCAACAACAUAUCCUGGACUUCUUGGACGAUCAAAUACUAAUAAUGGUUUACAAUCAACUCAAGGGCAACCAAGAGUAACAAGUACGAAACAACGAAAUUCAUCAUCUGGUCCAAAUUUAUAUCAAAAAACAAAUUAUGGAAAUUUAAUGCGUGAAAAAACAUCUACAGCUAGUCGAGGUUUACGUUCCGGGUCAGCUCCAACACCAACACCACCAUCUAAACAAACCAAUAAUGGAAAUAAUAAUUAUUAUAUUCGUCGUCCAACUGUUGUAUUUAAUGAUGAACGUAUUGGUCCAAGUGAUAAAAGUAGUGGUGCACAAGCAAGAAUAUCAAGUCUUCGACCUAAUUCAGCUGUUGAUAUUCGACCUAAAUCUCGUUUUCAUUCGGCAUCAACUGUUCAGCAAGUCAAUUCUGGUACAUCAUCAUCAGCAUUUGGAUCUUAUUCUGGUCAACAACAACAACGUCGUCCAACAUAUGGAAAUUAUUCUAACAUGACAUCAUCAAUGAUGGCACGAGAGAAUCUUGGUGGUUAUAAUCAAAACAUGGGUACAAUUUCUCAAAAUGGACUUCGUGUUCUUGAUGGACUUCUUCAUAAUGCCACAUAA
Messenger RNA from Rotaria sp. Silwood2, 1977 nucleotides. NCBI's taxonomy places the organism in Eukaryota, Metazoa, Rotifera, Eurotatoria, Philodinida, Philodinidae. The record is from the annotation of a GenBank genome assembly.